Messenger RNA from Mus caroli (Ryukyu mouse), 652 nucleotides. Its product is annotated as ubiquitin-conjugating enzyme E2 D2-like. The record is from RefSeq and is a predicted model, not a curated record. Lineage: Eukaryota; Metazoa; Chordata; Mammalia; Rodentia; Muridae.
CUUUCAGCAACCUCAUCACAACCUUCCAGCAACCUCAGUGGAUUCUUUAGCUCUUGGCCCGGAGCAACAGGAGGGAGUUCUUGUAUCCCUACUGGUACAGGUGCAGCAGAGCCAUCUACCAGCUGCCAUACUCAGUGAAGAUGGUUCAACCUACUUUGGGGGCUAUGGCUCUUAAGCGAAUCCAGAAGGAGUUAGUUGCCUUCUCUAAAGAUCCCCCAGCUCACUGUUCUGCAGGGCCAGUGGCAGAAAAUAUGUUUCAUUGGCAAGCAACCAUAAUGGGGCCUGAAGACAGCCCCUACCAGGGAGGGGUUUUUUUCCUGUCCAUCCAUUUUCCGAACAAUUACCCCUUCAAGCCCCCCAAAGUUUCGUUCAUAACCCGAAUUUACCAUCCAAACAUUAGCAAAAAUGGAAGUAUCUGUCUAGAUAUCUUGAAUUCUAUGUGGUCACCUGCACUUACCAUUUCCAAACUUCUUCUCUCUAUCUGUUCUCUAUUAUGUGAUCCAAACCCAGAUGACCCUCUGGUUCCUGAAAUUGCGAAGGUCUACCGCAAGGAUUUAAGAGAGUAUAAUAGAAUGGCUCGAGAGUGGACCAAGAGAUAUGCAAUGUAAUUUCAACAUAUAAUGUUCAUAAUAAUAAAAAGAGGUGGUUUACU